AUGCAUAAUUAUCGGCUGUUCGCCAUUAAAGAUCUUGGGGAUCUAAGCUAUUUUUUGGGUUUAGAGGUUCUUUACACUGACAUUGGUCUUUUCCUUACACAAGCCAAGUAUGCCACUGGUAUACUUCUUCGUGCUAAGCUAUAUGACUCUAAACCCGUAAGCACCCCACUGGCUCCACACGAGUCCUUUACUGUUCAUGGGACGCCAUUCUCGGAUCCCACGUUAUAUCGAUCAUUAGUCGGGGCUUUACAAUACUUAACGAUUACUAGACCAGACUUGUCUUACGCAGUGAAUCAACUCUCUCAGUUUCUCCAAAAUCCCACUAUUGAUCACUUCAGGGCAGUGAAGCGUCUUCUUCGCUAUAUUAAAAGGACCCUUUCCUUUGGUCUUACUUACAGCCACCCACACAAACCUUGUGUCAUUGGUUAUUCUGAUGCCGAUUGGGCGCGUUGUCUGGACACCUGUCGGUCAACUUACGGCUAUUCCAUUUUUCUUGGUGGGAAUCUAGUGUCUUGA
Molecule: messenger RNA, 516 nt
Organism: Helianthus annuus (common sunflower)
Lineage: Eukaryota; Viridiplantae; Streptophyta; Magnoliopsida; Asterales; Asteraceae
Exons: 1
Coding region: 1-516 (171 amino acids)
Source: RefSeq, a predicted model, not a curated record